Molecule: messenger RNA, 1957 nt
Organism: Fusarium falciforme
Lineage: Eukaryota; Fungi; Ascomycota; Sordariomycetes; Hypocreales; Nectriaceae
Exons: 3
Coding region: 593-1957 (454 amino acids)
Biological process (GO): protein N-linked glycosylation
Cellular component (GO): Golgi membrane
Molecular function (GO): glycosyltransferase activity
Source: RefSeq, a predicted model, not a curated record
CUCAAGCUGGCUCCUCCACGACUUACCGGUGGCUCUUCGAGCUCCUUUAGCGACCGCCCCCCCCGCGCCCAUCAUACUCGUCAACGUUCCUCGGUCAGCCAUAUCCUACACGAGCAGCAUCAGCAGCAGCGCCCAAGCCUGCUGUCUAUCGAUACUCACCAGGCUCAACAGCCCCGUAACACUCCUCUCUCUCCGGUUCCAGGUGAGUACUUUACGUUCUCGGCCUUGCCCACCCAAUGUCUCACUGUUCAUACCUUGAGCCCUCUUGGCGAUUGUUCCCUGCCUCUGUUUCCGGGCCUCGCUGUCCUCCCCAUUCACUGUCUUUCCUUGUGCUGCCUGUCUCUUUUUAUUGCCGUCCUCCCCGCCCCCAGCCGCCCUAGGUCUAUUCUUGAUCAAGGUGGUGCAACUCACAUUGGCGAAUCCAGACACUGCACCCUUCCCUUCUUCUUCGGUUUCCUCUUGCCGUUUCCCUCUUUUCCUUGCGUAAAUAUCCUCCCUCUACUGCAGUUCUCAUGGGCCACACCCACAAGUGACCUUGUUCGCGCGGGCUAAUCGCUGAGCCCGCCUCCCUCCAGAUACCCCAGGGCCUUCCAUGACCCUCUCGCGCAGCCCUUCACCCGUUCCCGGUGGUGGCUGGUCAAGUCCAGGCUUGACCCUAAACAGCGGCAGAUCGAGUCCCGCAAACGUGAGCGCCGGCCCUGUAAUGUGGGAAUCCGCCAAGAUGAAGCAUUACAACCCCAGCACAUACCCGUCCUUCUCGACCCAGAACAAAGGUUUCUUCUCCAGACAUAUACGCCGUCUAUCGAGUACCCUUCCGCGAUUCAAUUCCCGCCAAUACGCAGACAAGGAGAAGCUCGGUCGAGGUCGGCGAUGGAUUCAAAGGGUCCCUCUGGUCGGCAGGAUACGGUCCAUCUUUGGGCGCAUGGGAAGGAAGCUUAAGAUGUGCCUGCUGUUCAUCCUGGUGCUGAUCCUCUGCUACACCAUUUUCUACACAACUCCCCUUGUUUACUACUGGCGAAGAUCAUCAAUCGGCGGCGGCGGCAACAAAUUCGUUAUCAUCCUGGGCGCAAACGUUGGAGGCGGCGUCAUGGAGUGGAAGGGCGCUCGAGAAUGGGCCAUUGAGCGAGACAGCGUGCGGAACAAGCGAAAAUACGUGAACCGAUGGGGCUACGACCUGGAAAUCGUCGACAUGAGCACCAAGAAGAAGUAUGCGCACGAGUGGCGGGAGAGCUGGGAGAAGGUUGACUUUAUCCGGUCAACUCUGAGGAAAUACCCCAAGGCCGAAUGGGUGUGGUGGCUUGACCUGAACACAUUCAUCAUGGAGCCCUCUGUGUCACUGCAAGACCACAUCUUCAACGAUAUCGAGAAGAACGUGGAGCGCGACGUCAACUACUACAACCCCCGCAACUUCUCGCAUCCCUUCACCGAGACGUAUCUCGACAAGGACUCGUUGAGCCCCGUGGGUGAUGGAAAAGGCAACUCGGUCAACUUUAUCAUGUCGCAAGACUGCGCAGGUUUUAACCUGGGAUCCUUUUUCGUUCGCCGGAGCGCCUGGACUGAUCGACUCCUGGAUGUGUGGUGGGAUCCAGUGACAUACGAGCAGAAGCAUAUGGAGUGGGCACACAAGGAGCAGGAUGCCCUCGACCAGCUCUACCGCACGCAGCCGUGGGUGCGUAAGCACAUGGCGUUCCUCCCGCAGCGCAAGAUUAACAGUUUCCCGCCGGGAGCGUGCAACCCCGAGGGCGGCCCCAAGGAUCCGCACAUCCACUACGUGGAGACGGAGCGGGACUUCAUGGUCAACAUGGCCGGUUGUGAAUGGGGCCGCGACUGCUGGGGCGAGAUGUACUACUACCGCGAAUUCAGCUACUGGCUCAACCGCAACCCGUGGGAACGGUUCAAGGAGGACUUGAUAGCGGUGCUGUGGUUUAAGCUCACCGGUCAGAAGGUGAAGCUGUAA